AUGCACUAUAAUGCCUCCGAUCUGGCCACAGGGAAGACCCUGAUCAAAGUGUCCGAAGCUGAGAAGCGCCUGGGAGCUGCCGAGCGGGACUUCAUCCACACAGCCUCCAUCGGCUUCCUCACGCCCCUGCGCAACUUCCUGGAAGGGGACUGGAAGACCAUUGCGAAGGAGAGGCGGCUCCUUCAGAACCGGCGCCUGGACCUGGACGCCUGCAAGGCGCGGCUGAAGAAGGCCAAGGCUGCGGAGGCCAAAGCCACCACGGUGCCUGACUUUCAGGAGACUAGACCUCGUAAUUACAUUCUUUCGGCCAGCGCCUCUGCGCUUUGGAAUGACGAAGUAGACAAGGCUGAGCAGGAGCUCCGGGUGGCCCAGACCGAGUUUGACCGGCAGGCAGAAGUGACACGUCUCCUGCUGGAGGGGAUCAGCAGCACUCACGUGAACCACCUUCGUUGCCUCCACGAGUUUGUCAAGUCCCAGACGACCUACUACGCGCAGUGCUACCGCCACAUGCUGGACCUGCAGAAGCAGCUGGGCAGAUUUCCAGGCACCUUUGUGGGCACUACAGAGCCUGCCUCCCCACCCCUGAGCAGCACCUCGCCCACCACCGCCGCCGCCGCCACUAUGCCCACAGUGCCCCAGGUGGCCAGCCUGGCUCCUGCGGGAGAAGCCCCACUGUGCCUGGAAGAGGUGGCGCCCCCUGCCAGCGGGACCCGCAAGGCCAGGGUGCUCUACGACUACGAGGCCGCCGACAGCAGUGAGCUGGCCCUGCUGGCCGAUGAGCUCAUCACUGUCUACAGCCUGCCCGGCAUGGACCCCGACUGGCUCAUUGGUGAAAGAGGCAACAAGAAGGGCAAAGUUCCCGUCACCUACUUGGAACUGCUCAGCUAAGCAGGCCUGCCACCUAGCUGGUCUGUUGGUGACAGCUGCUCAGGGUGGAGAUGAACCCCAUCCUGCCCAUGCACCAUCAUCUGGCUGUGAGGGACCCACGGCUGAAUGCCCGCCCCCCCCCGCCAGCCCUGCUUCUGAUGUGGCUCUGAAGCCCCGGCCAUGGCUGCACCCCCUGCGCACCCCAGUCCUCCCCGCCUCCCCCAAAGGUGGGAGGAGCACUGCUCGGCACCGCAGUGGGCCCAAGACCUGCUGGAGGCACCCUUGGCAUGGAGAGAGCACCUGCCUUUUAGUUGCCAAAGGCCGAGGGGCAGCAAGCAGGCAGGGCGCGUCCCCGAGGGGCAGGGCUGGGCCGGGCCGGGCAGGGCCGCAUUGCAGCCAGGCUGAAGCAGCGCUGCUUGGUGCUGCCCGGCCCGCCAUGGAGCCCAGCCGAGGCGUGGCUGCUGCCUUCCACACUCACUUUUUAACUGGUAUUUUUACUUCCGCCUGUCUGCUUGCUCUCUAGCCAGUGGCGAAUAAAGCGUCCUUUGUGUGCAAGUC
Dipodomys ordii (Ord's kangaroo rat) is the source of this 1425-nucleotide messenger RNA. It is a transcript of the gene Sh3glb2, whose product is annotated as SH3-domain GRB2-like endophilin B2. Gene Ontology annotation, molecular function: protein binding. Gene Ontology annotation, cellular component: membrane; cytoplasm. Gene Ontology annotation, biological process: membrane organization. The record is from RefSeq and is a predicted model, not a curated record. NCBI's taxonomy places the organism in Eukaryota, Metazoa, Chordata, Mammalia, Rodentia, Heteromyidae. The transcript is spliced from 10 exons. The coding region runs from base 1 to 888 and encodes 295 amino acids.